AGGCAUCUAAAUAGAGAAGCGUUGCGACGACACAUUGCAGACUACCGAUCGCAGCGCUACGAGCGGAGUGACCCUGUUUGGCUUCAAUUUUCGGAGCUCGGUCAGUGUAUAGGUGUUCUGUGGGUCGUUCCGGGCACUCCCCUUAUUCCAGCCACUGUAAACUCUCCUAUUCUACCAUUUUCUGACUGCACUCUGCCUCAGCGGCAUGAUGGCGCGAGUAGUGUCACGUUUUGGCACGUACUGGAAGAGCCUAUUGCAAGAUUACGGCGCUGCUUUGAAGGACAUUGUGAAGGAUUCAAGGAGCCGGCCAGGCAAGGCAGCCCUCAUGCUAGCAGGCAGUGGAGGAGUAUGCGUGCUGGUGGCGACCAAUCCAGGUCCAGAUUCAUUUCUUAAUGCCCUUUGUUCGUCUUCAAACGACCUGCUGUUGCUGAGCGAUGGAACACGCAACCCAGAAUCUGAGGCAUAUGUGCGGCACUUGGAGACAUGCCGCUGCCACGGUGCUCUGCGUUCCUGGGACCUGCUGCUGGCAACAGUUGUGUGGGAAAGUGACCAUGCUGAGGAUUGUGACUUGUAUGCAGCUCGGUGCACAUACCUGAAAUCACGUCCGUUGACUCAGCGACACCGGCUGAUUGAUAUUGGCCUCAUUGGAAUGUGGCUAAAUCUUAGGCGAAAGAUGAAAGACUGUGACAUCAACUACGUGCAGUGGCAAUAAGACUGUUCAUUAUCAUGCACUCACUUGCAUACACAUGCGGUAUGCGAUAGCCAUGUUAGAUAGAGAAAAAAAAAAACUGGAGAGCAUGGAUUGGCAAUUUUUCACUAUAUUUAUUAGGAAUGAAAUAAUAGUUUACAAAUUAACAAGAUCUUAUUCAUUAUGUAUUAGCACAGCUUACAGGAACACCUGUACUGGAACUACAAUGCUACUAAGACAUUUUAUACCAUGUUAAUGUUAGCCUGUAUAAAUCAUACAAGCUUCACUUUUUCAGUCUAUAUUUUUUGGUACACUUGACUCAUGUGCGAUUUGUGGCAACAAGUCGAAAAGAUUCAAGCAACAUAAGCCAAAUUCCAAUGUGCCAUGUAGAAGAUCAUGCAUUACUAAUAAUGAAGGUAUCAAUGACAAGGCUUUUUUUCCAAGAUAGCUUCCUAAGUGCUGAUCCCACAUCGUUGCUACAGACCCUAAGUGUCUGCCUCUUUUUUUUUCAGGGGUGAGGGUGAGGGUGCAGGGGGGAUUCGAGUAGUGCAGUCGCCCAUUCUUGAGUGCGUUCUUUGUUAGUGAACUUCAUUGAAACUAGAACUCUCCGCUCAAGGCACGCAGCAUAGUGAAAAAUUUUUUUUGAAAAUUUCGCGAGAUAUGUUUUUGGCUCCAUUUGCCUUGUUAUCUAUUCUGCCGUAAGCUUUGGUUGAGCAAGCCAAUUCAAAGUAUCAGUCCUUAUUACUAUGCCCUUCCAAACAAUGCAACAUGGCUGAGCAGUGUGCUGUUGGGUACCACACGCUGACAAAAUAUUAUCAAGACUAGGGCAGAAUAUCAACUACAAAAAAACAAACAUCCAGUGAGUUAUGCUUGUACAGUUGUUUUUCUUUUGCAAUGCUCACAAUGGACUUCUCCCCAUUUGCAAACACUGUGACAUGACUGCGAGCACCCCACCCACUAUCCCCUCCUUGCAAGUGCUGCAAGGCAAGAAAGUUCCUCCAGCAGUAUAUUUCUGCAUACCAAGGCUGUGUGUGUUUGCAUUCCUUCGGCAAAAGUUGUUGCAUAAAUGUGAAGGGAACCAUUGCUCAUUCGAUCAAACAAACACAGGCGGGAAAGUCGGAAUAAACGGAAAGCGCUCAAAUGCGUUGUUGACUAGUAGUGCAGAUGGAACACCUUUCACGGAUUUCGAAAUUCGUCAAUUCGUGUAGCGCAAUGGCAUUGUUCACAUUCUCGAACAUCUACACAUCGUCCACAGAGCAAUGGGCUGGCUUUGUGGACUUUGAAGGACGCAUUAAAGAAGAUUGGAAACGCCGAGUUGACGACCUCGGGUUGCGCACAACUCGUGCGCAACCGGUAGCCCAAAAGUCUUUUCUUUUAUCUUAUCUUUUCGGCCAAGGAACCAUCGCAGCAUUUCGGCCAAGACGAUGGAAGACACUGACUGGAAAUUUGCACCAGGGCAAUUCGCCUAUGCGCGAAAUUACGGAAUGGGCGACAAAUGGACGCAGGUCAAGGCCACGACCGAUGCUCGACUUUUGGAAGUGGAGACUGAGGCAGGGAUUGUCCGUCACCAUAUGGACUAAGUACAAAAGUGCGAUAAGGAAUUGUUGCCCGAGAGCAAGGACACUCUGGAAUCGGCGCUACCCGACAACAAAGCGAGGACCAAAGACGCCAAGAACGCGUCUGCAGUAUCGCAACCAAUACGACAGUCCACGAGAAGGGAAAAACUGGUGGAACGUUAUGGUUACUAAGGUGGAAGAAGUGUUGCAACGCCAGCGGUUGCCGAAGUGGACGCAGAACAGCACGUGCGUGCGUCCUCUCUCUCUUUGUUCCCUCUCUGCCCCCUUUCCCCUCUUUCAUGAUAUAGGUUUCAAGCGGUCAAUAAACGCGGUCUUCUUCCUGGUGA
Messenger RNA from Rhipicephalus microplus (southern cattle tick), 2591 nucleotides. RefSeq lists its product as uncharacterized. Gene Ontology annotation, cellular component: nucleus; transcription regulator complex. NCBI's taxonomy places the organism in Eukaryota, Metazoa, Arthropoda, Arachnida, Ixodida, Ixodidae. Gene Ontology annotation, biological process: regulation of transcription by RNA polymerase II. The record is from RefSeq and is a predicted model, not a curated record.